CUUAGCAGACGGCAAUUGUUCUGGUGCACGAUGUUUUGUGUGUAAACAAAUUGGUGAUAACACAUCACUCGAUGAUUCAGGAUUCAGUAUGUAAAGAGGGUACAGGAAAUAAUUUGCUGUUAAUUUAGCUUUGCACGUUGACCGAGGAAACAUAUCAGUUCGCUAUUAUAGUAGUGUAUAGGUGAUUUGUAAAAUUCCCGCUAAAAGUGUUUGUGUAGUGGUUUUAUGUAGAAAAUAAUGAGAAUGUGACGGGAAACAGACUUAUAGUAGGACGUUAUACUGAAGUGAGAAUGGGGAGGAAGAGGAUAAGGGCGAGGAAGCGUACACGCCCGAAAGGAUUUAACCCUGUCAGCGCUAAUUUUAACCAGCAACCGAAACAGCAGACAUAUUUUAAGCGGAAACCACAGCAUUAUGUGAGUAGUACUCAGCAACUGGCAUCAGAGUCGGAUCACACAUUGUCUGGAAGUACAACUACCCUGGAGGAAGUGAUAGAAGUGGGCCUUCCGGAUGAAGUGCUAAAUGUGAAACAUACAAAUGAAGCAAUAGUUGUGGACCUUACUAAAGAAGUGACAGAAGUGGAGAGUACAAAUGAAGUCAUUGAGGUGAACACUACGAAUGCAGCAGAGCUACUCGAUACACAACCCCGUAUUCUGUCAGAUACCUCACCUGAUCUCUGGCAUAAAGUUACCGUGAAACCAGCAGGAGGUGACAGAGUAGCUGUUCUCUAUGCCAUCAACAGGCAAAUUUCUCCACAGAAGCUCAUUCCAUAUUUUUUUUGUAUGGAGGAUGGACAUAUAACAUUCUUAGUGAAAAACUGCAGUGCUGCCCUCACAGUAUUGUUCAAACAGAACCUUAAAGUGCAAUAUGGUCGUACUAAGAUUGAAUUGAAAGUUGAGCUUCGUGCCAAGAAAGUGAACCUCUCUGCAAUUCUGCAGAAAAUUAUCAGUGAAAGGCUCAGCUCUGACGGGACUUUCUUAGACCUGUCACACCUGACUAGCAUUCCUGAAUUCCAACAAGUGAUGUACGACCCAUCAGAAAACGUCCAUUUGCAGCAGCAGUUGCUGAAAACAGGAGAAAUGUUCCCGAACGUCGUUAGUCUCAGUCUUGCAGGAAAUGGGCUGUUCACACUGAGCCAUCUCGCCACUGUGUUUGCCGAUAAACUGAAGUGGUGCUCACUAAAAGUAUUAGAUCUGACUGACAACAAGAUUACAACAACUUCUGAUCUGGCGAUCUUCAGUUCUAUGCCUAUCAGAGAAUUGUAUUUGAACAAAAAUCCUGUGUGCGGGAGACACAGAAACGAUGACAGCUACAUAAGUGUCAUCAGAGUGAACUUCCCUCGUCUUAUUAAAUUGGAUGGGGCUUACCUUCAACGCACUCCGGGCUUACCUCGGUGGCGGCCAAAUUACAUUUUCUGUAGGAGCGGGGGCAACUCGGGUGAGCUCGCCGACCAGUUUCUUGACCACUUUUUCACACUGUACGAUGGUGAGGAUCGGACUUGGCUGUGGGAACUCUACCACGAGGAUGCCUACUUCUCACUCUCUAGCAUGUACCUUCCUGGUCAGAGCACGUCACACGAUGCAAGGCUGAGCUCAUAUGUAGCAGAGUGCCGUGACCUCUUGCACACUUCUGCCAAACUGAGGUCAAAGACUGCACUGGCCCAUGGGGCGGAGAAGGUCAUCAUGAGAUUAGAGAAGCUGCCAAGGACUCGACAUGACCCGUAUUCCUUCACUGUAGAUCUUCUACAUGAUUCUGACAAAAGUACUAUAUUGACUGUUACGGGUGUGUUCAAAGAGCAAAAUCCAAAACAGAAGACAUCGCCUCGACAUUUUAUGCGCACCUUUGUCCUGGUCAGACGACCAAGUGGUGAAUACCAGAUAGCUAAUGACAUCAUGUAUGUUACAAAUGCAACAACAGAUGAGGCGGAGGAUGCAUUUCGAUUCACAAAGCCACAUACAAACCUAAAGAAAAUCAGGCCACCGAGGGAAGUAACAGAGAGUGAUAAAAAUUCCAUGACAGAAAAGUAUUCACAACUUACCAACAUGACGUCUGAGUGGUCACGCAAGUGCCUGGAAACUGCGCACUGGGACCUAAGAAAAGCGCUCCUAUCAUUCAUUGAAAUGUACAAAGCCGGCAAAAUUCCAGUAGAAAGAUUCAUAAAAGCAAAAGAAGCUGCAAAAUCGUAAAAAGGGAAAAGCUGUUGACCUCCUUCGAAUACCUGUGUCUGUACAGUACUUGAACCAGCUACUGACAAACGUUACACACGUUGUGAAUUUGGUAAUUGCUGUAAUUGCAGCAGCAUUAUUCCAGAAAAAGGUGCUGCAACUUAGUUUUGUGACUGGUUAGUGCAGGUUUAUCAGCAGGGAGCAGUGUGCAGAGAGUAGUUAAUCUAAUGUUCAUUGUGUCAAAAGAAAAAUUCAGUUGAAAAACAUAUUAAUUUAUGAGACAAAAUUACUAGGCAGUCCUUACCGUCAGCACUGCUGAUACACACUAUCCUAACUUUUGGAACUAUCAGUUUCUUUCUCAGAGAUUAGAAGGGCAUAUCUUGGGGAAGGCUAAAAAGGAAGUUCAGAGCACUCUGACCUGAGGAUGAGAAGGAAUGAGCAGGUCAUUGAGGAUGGAUCGUCAGUGCUUGUGGUGAUGUUUAACCAAAUCGCUCUUGACCUAAGUAUGGUAAGGAAUGUUCUGGCAGAGUGUAAAUUAUUUAGGAGUAAAGGAGACAACCUGCGAAACAGUAAAAGCGUUCAGUCGUCAGGCACACAUAAAAGAAUGAAAACCUUGCUAGAUUUUGGACAAAUGCUGAUAGGAAUGGAGUACACACACACACACACACACACACACACACACACACACACACACACACACACAAAAUCACUUUUGCAGCUGUAUUAGUCUGGCUGAACACACUAUAUUGGAACUGCAAAUCAGCAAGUAGACAGGGGUGAGGGGUUGUGUGGGGUAGGACAGGUAGAGAUAGAAAUUUGUGGAAAGUGGGAGGAACAUUGGGUAAGGCUGGCUGAUAGCUCAGAGGAGACAUUCUGUGUGAGAGAUAAGAAUGAGACACAUGGGCACUGGAACCAGUGAGUUCACGUAAUGGACAGUGCCAGUGAUAUGGAGGUGUGGAUUGGAAGGGGGUGACAGGAAGAGGAGACUGUUGGGUAGAGAGUGUGGGUGCAGCGAGUUAGCAAAGGCUUAGGCUGGAAGGAUUACGGGAAUGAAAGUGUUGUGAGGAUAACUGCUACCUGUGUAGCUCAGAAAUGAGAGCAGAGUUGAGCACCCAGUAGUGGAAAACAUUAAAAUGGCUGCUUCCCACCCCUUGCCAUCUGGAUGCUUCCUCCCAGCACAAGUUUUUUUUAACUACAUAAAUGAGUAUUUCCUCACAACAUGCCCUUCAUUCCAUAAUCCCCCUGGCCUCAGUUUCUCCUACCCCACUGCAGACACCUACCCAACAGGCUCCCCUUCCUGUGUCCUGUCGCCCCUCCCAAUCCACUCUACCACAUCAAGAGCAUUGUGCACUGCACAAACUCACCAGCUCCUGUGUCCGUGUGUCUCAUUCUUAUCCUGUGCAGCUGAGCAGUCGGCCAUCCUCCCCCAAACCCUCCCCCUACUUCUGCCUCUCUUGUCCCUCUACUCACACCACUUGAUACAACCCCUCACCCUAGUCUACCUGUCAUACAUGUGUAUAUGCGUGGG
Molecule: messenger RNA, 3690 nt
Organism: Schistocerca americana (American grasshopper)
Lineage: Eukaryota; Metazoa; Arthropoda; Insecta; Orthoptera; Acrididae
Product: nuclear RNA export factor 1-like
Exons: 14
Coding region: 291-2183 (630 amino acids)
Biological process (GO): poly(A)+ mRNA export from nucleus
Cellular component (GO): nucleus
Molecular function (GO): protein binding; RNA binding
Source: RefSeq, a predicted model, not a curated record